Mytilus trossulus (common blue mussel) is the source of this 2062-nucleotide messenger RNA. Its product is annotated as GRAM domain-containing protein 4-like. The record is from RefSeq and is a predicted model, not a curated record. NCBI's taxonomy places the organism in Eukaryota, Metazoa, Mollusca, Bivalvia, Mytilida, Mytilidae. The coding region runs from base 199 to 1869 and encodes 556 amino acids. Gene Ontology annotation, biological process: negative regulation of toll-like receptor 9 signaling pathway; apoptotic process. The transcript has 19 exons.
CAGAGGAGAAACAAAUUAUAAGAGUACCAGUCGACAGUAUUUUGUAAACAAAAUCACAUGUUCCUGACAAUGUAUUUAUUAAGAAGGAAAAUACCAAUUUUAACAAUCUAAAUGCCUUUCUAUUGAAUUUGAGUCACAAAAAGAAAGUUUAUAUUUUAUUUUAUUCUGCACUCUGGUCUGACAGUAUUCUGAAAAAAAAUGGAUGCUAGCAGCUAUGAAGUAUAUGAAGAGCACCUGAAACAUUUAGAAGAACAGCUUGUUACAGUUACCAUAGAAAAUCAAGGCCUUGUAAGUGAACUCAAUGGUUAUAAAGACAAAGAAUCAUUGGAUAGAUUAAGAGCAGAGAUUGAGAUUGAAAGAAACAGAUACAAAAAGUUAGAAGAGAAAUUCAAAAAACAUGAGAAAGAUGAUAUCAAACAUAUUCAGAGCUUUGAUAGUGCUCAGGGAUGGGUCGAUGUAUCUAUCAAAUCCAGUAGUUCAGCUGAGAAAUCCUCUCCACCACCAAAGUCAACAAAGAAAAGAGUUAGAAGAAAUAAAAAGUUUGACUUAUUGUGGAGGAGAAUAGUGAAUUCUGUAUAUAACUUUAUGGAUGAUUUUACAGAGGAACCUGAAGAACAGAAUGAGAAUGAAGAUGGAGAACCUCUCACUGUUAAACAAUUAAAAGCUAAUAUCAACAGAUUUAGUUCUGAUUUAAAACCUUAUAUAGAUACAAUCAAAGGAAUACAGCAGCUACUAGCUUGGAAGACUCCAUCUUAUACUUUACUAAUGUUCAUGAUUUAUUUGAUUGCCAUAUGGCAUGGUUGUUUUGUAUCUGUGAUAUUGUUUUGUUUGGUUGUGAGAAUGAUGGUUAGUUAUUUAAAUCAUUUGGGAUUCCAAAUCAAGUUCAAUUUUUUCCAGGCACUAGAAGAACAAAAGCCUAAAGAAGAUAGCAGUUCUGGAAUAACAGAUAAAUUUAGCCUGGUGAUACAAGUGGCAAGAAAAGUUCAGAAUGGACUAGGGGCUGCUGCAGAUGGUUUGGAGAAAAUACAAAGUUUACUAACUUGGAAGACGCCAGUGACCAGAAAGUUAUUUAUGAUGUUAUUUAUCUGUUUUAUUAUGUCGUUUACUGCAUCCAUGGAACACUACAGUUAUAUAAUGGGUAUAUUUUUAGGAAUAAAAAUGUUUAUUAUCAACUACUUUUAUAAUCGAUAUCCACGAUUGAAAAGAAGGUACGAUUCCACAUACAAAACCUGGCAACAGCUUCCUACAACAGUAGAAUGUGAACAAAAAAUGGUUAAGUCAGAAAUAAAUAAGUUCAUAUUGUCAGACACAGAGACAACAUCAGAAGAGUCAGCUGCUGAAACAUCAUCAAAAACAAAGAAAAUCAAAGAUACAGAUGCAGAAUUUUGUCAGUUAUUUUCUUUACCGAAUUCAGAAUGUCCAGUAUCAGGAUGGCAGGGUGGGAAGAGAUGUUCUCUUGUUAACAAAGAAAAGUCAGUUUUAUCAGGAUUAAAAAAUGGAAAGUUAUAUCUUACAAGGAGUUUCCUGUGCUUUGAAAGGACAAAGACACCAUCAAAGAAAAAUAUUGUUGUACCAUUAGCAGAUAUAACAGAAAUGUCAAAAGCCAAACCAUAUGCAAUAUUACAAGGAAGUGGAAUGUCAAUAGAAAUAAAAUUAGUUGGUGGCAAGGUGUUUACAUUUGGUGCCAUUGUAUACAGAGAUGAAGCGUAUGAUAGUUUGAUACAAGCAGGAAUAGAUCAAGCCCUUCCCUGGGCUACAGGGGUGCCAUUAAACCAGGGUACAUUACCUACAUCAUCACUCAGAAGGAGAAGUUCGUCAAAAAGUAUUUCUAAUUUUACCUGGGCAGCUGAUUAUACGGAUGCUGACUGAACUAUUACAGAAACGAAAUAAUAGUACACUAUUCGUUAUUGAAAAACGUACUUAGAUUUACCGCUUCCCCAUCAUUCAUGCUGUUCAAUGUUGUCAUGAAAUUAAAUAAGGAAUCAAGAUUCGAGUAAAAAAAAUAUAUGUUUAUAUUUGCUUGAAAUCAGGCAUUGCAUGAUUUGAUGUCAUUCUAAAAAUA